AAGCACUGCAAAGAUGACUAGUCUGGUGACAGGAAGUGGGCAAUUGCAUUUUAGUGUGAAAUCAUUUAAGGAACAAGGUUUUAGACAAGCUUCCUGGGUAUCUGGUGUAACCUUCAGGAGAUGUAUACACAAAGAGCUUUUCAGGUCAGCUGGCGUAUCCAAGUUAUUGCGGGUCCGUGGUUAUGACUUUUCCAAAGCUCAUAUAAGUGAGAAUAGGAACCCUCUCAGAACCAUUACUAUAUCAUGCUUGAGAGAUGAUACCACUAAGUAUUUUGACUUUGCUGUCAUCGGCAGUGGAGUUGCUGGCCUCCGCUAUGCUCUCGAAGUUUCAAAACAUGGAUCUGUAGCAGUGAUUACAAAGGCUGAGCCUCAUGAGUGCAACACAAACUAUGCACAAGGAGGUGUUAGUGCUGUUUUAUCCCCUUUGGAUUCUGUAGAAAAUCACAUGCGAGACACCAUUGUAGCAGGGGCUUAUUUGUGUGAUGAGGAGACUGUUAGGGUGGUAUGCACAGAAGGUCCUGAUAGAGUUAGAGAGCUGAUUUCCAUGGGUGCAUCAUUUGAUCAUGGAGAUGAUGGGAACUUGCAUCUGGCAAGGGAAGGAGGCCACUCUCAUCAUAGAAUUGUCCAUGCAGCAGAUAUGACUGGGAGAGAGAUUGAGCGGGCACUAUUGAAAGCAGUUCUAGAUGAUCCUAACAUCUUUAUGUUUGAGCACCAUUUUGCCAUAGAUUUACUGACAUCUCAGGACGGCUCAGAAACAUUCUGCCAUGGCGUGGACACACUGAAUACUGAAACACAAGAGGUUGUACGAUUUAUCUCAAAGGUGACAUUAAUUGCAUCUGGUGGAGCAGGGCAUAUCUAUCCUUCAACAACAAAUCCACUGGUAGCCACUGGAGAUGGAGUUGCUAUGGCCCAUCGAGCUCAAGCUGUAAUCUCCAACAUGGAGUUUGUGCAGUUUCACCCUACUGCCUUGUCUGAUGAAGGCCUUCCAAUCAAGCCAAGCGAGAAUCGUGUCAAUGCAUUUCUCAUCACUGAAGCUGUUAGGGGAGAUGGAGGUAUCCUUUACAACCUAGGCAUGGAGAGGUUCAUGCCCCUGUACGAUGAGAGAGCAGAGCUUGCUCCCAGAGAUGUGGUUGCAAGAAGUAUAGAUGACCAGCUAAAGAAACGUAAUGAGAGGUAUGUGCUACUUGAUAUAAGCCAUAAGCCCAGAGAUGAGAUUCUCUCCCAUUUCCCCAACAUAGCUGCUGAAUGCCUUCGCUUUGGGCUAGACAUAACAUGUCAGCCAAUCCCAGUUGUUCCGGCUGCUCAUUACAUGUGUGGGGGAGUCCGUGCUGGACUUCAUGGAGAGACAAAUGUGCAGGGCUUAUAUGUAGCUGGAGAGGUUGCUUGCACAGGGUUGCAUGGUGCAAACCGACUGGCAAGCAACUCAUUGCUUGAGGCACUAGUGUUUGCACAACGGGCUGUGCAGCCUUCGAUAGACCACAAGACCAAUUUGAAACUCGAGCUCACUUCUUUGGAUUCAUGGGCGUGGCCAGUAGUUCCUAUGUCACUCGGAAGCAGUGUUCUGUCAGAUAUCAUAAGGAGGACAAGGGAAGUGAGGGAGGAACUGCAAUCAAUCAUGUGGGAUUAUGUGGGGAUUGUGCGGUCAACAAGCCGGUUGAAGAUGGCAGAGUGGAGGCUUGGGGAGUUAGAAACAGAGUGGGAAGAGUAUCUAUUCCGAAAGGGGUGGGAGCCAACAAUGGUGGGGAUUCAGGCAUGUGAGAUGAGGAAUCUUUUCUGUUGUGCGAAACUUGUAGUGAGCAGUGCACUUGCAAGGCAUGAAAGCCGUGGCCUCCACUUCAUUGUAGAUUUCCCCCAUGUAGAGGAGAGCAAGAGACAGCCUACAGUUAUAUUCCCUUGUUCUCCUGUGAAGGGUACAUGGAGUACUCUACAACUACACAAGCAACAGCACUGUUGACUACAUGAAGGUGGUUAACUUCCAGAGUUCACCUUUAUUCAUUAGACCCCCCCCAGAUUUUUUAGUUUAAAUGCUGUCCCUUUGGAAGUCAUUGUGGAUGAAGCAUUUGGCUAUUACAAGCAUCAUAUUCAUUUUAAAAAAAAGAGGGAAAUUACAGGAACCAUUGGAGAGAGAAGUGACAGACCUUCAGAAAGGUAUCUGAGUGGGGACACUUCUCCCUUUGAAGUAGAUAAAAAUAUAGUGUUUUAUUUGUUGAUUCAAUGCCAUUCUUGUUUCCUAAUAUCAUUUGUUUAACUUUGGCACACCUAAAUCAUUCCUUAGAAUGUGCUGCCAUAUUUGCCUCAAUAUCAUGGUACACUUAUAUGUUCACUAAGACAUUGCUGUGUAACUUUUUAGUAUGUGAAACAUGAAAUAAAUUAUACAGCAGCAUCAUUGACAAGAUAACUCAUUAAAUCU
Telopea speciosissima is the source of this 2410-nucleotide messenger RNA. Its product is annotated as L-aspartate oxidase, chloroplastic. The record is from RefSeq and is a predicted model, not a curated record. The transcript is spliced from 7 exons. Gene Ontology annotation, molecular function: L-aspartate oxidase activity. Gene Ontology annotation, biological process: NAD+ biosynthetic process. NCBI's taxonomy places the organism in Eukaryota, Viridiplantae, Streptophyta, Magnoliopsida, Proteales, Proteaceae. Bases 14 to 1954 code for a protein of 646 amino acids.